AGGGUUGAACUGACAAACUGUGAUAGUGGCGGACGGGGAAGAGUAACCAUAACACGGAAGUGAGCAUCAGUGUCAGUAGAUCCAAUAGGGAAAGUGAUCUUCCCGAGUGAGAUCAGCUUACAUAUACCGUACUGUAAUGGUCUGUAUCAAGCUGAGGAAUGAAGCGUUCUAUUCAAGAUAGCGAGGAAUUGGAGCCACCUAGAAGACGUCCUGCUCUAGAACGACGAAAUGUAACACAUUUGGAUGAAAACCAUUCAAAUUUUGAAAGGACAGAUUACUCCACCAGGGCAGUAGCUACAUCAUUACUAGUUCCAAAUACCUGUACUGGUACAAGUAUUUUGUCAACUUCAGUUGCAGAAUCAACUUUUUCCCGGUCAACAACAGCUAAUACAUUAGGUGGUGAUGUAUUGUUAACAGCAGCUAAUACAUUAGGUGGUGAUGUAUUGUCAACAGCAGCAAAUACAUUAGAUGGUGAUGUAUUGUCAACAGCAGCUAAUACAUUAGAUGGUGAUGUAUUGUCAACAGCAGCAAAUACAUUAGAUGGUGAUGUAUUGUCAACAGCAGCAAAUACAUUAGAUGGUGAUGUAUUGUCAACAGCAGCUAAUACAUUAGAUGGUGAUGUAUUGUUAACAGCAGCUAAUACAUUAGAUGGUGAUGUUUUGUCAACAGCAGCUAAUACAUUAGAUGGUGAUGUAUUGUCAACAGCAGCUAAUACAUUAGAUGGUGAUGUUUUGUCAACAGCAGCUAAUACAUUAGAUGGUGAUGUAUUGUUAACAGCAGCUAAUACAUUAGAUGGUGAUGUAUUGUUAACAGCAGCUAAUACAUUAGAUGGUGAUGUAUUGUCAACAGCAGCUAAUACAUUAGAUGGUGAUGUUUUGUCAACAGCAGCUAAUACAUUAGAUGGUGAUGUUUUGUCAACAGCAGCUAAUACAUUAGAUGGUGAUGUAUUGUUAACAGCAGCUAAUACAUUAGAUGGUGAUGUAUUGUUAACAGCAGCUAAUACAUUAGAUGGUGAUGUUUUGUCAACAGCAGCUAAUACAUUAGAUGGUGAUGUUUUGUCAACAGCAGCUAAUACAUUAGAUGGUGAUGUUUUGUCAACAGCAGCUAAUACAUUAGAUGGUGAUGUUUUGUUAACAGCAGCUAAUACAUUAGAUGGUGAUGUUUUGUCAACAGCAGCUAAUACAUUAGAUGGUGAUGUUUUGUUAACAGCAGCUAAUACAUUAGGUGGUGAUGUUUUGUCAACAGCAGCUAAUACAUUAGAUGGUGAUGUCUUGUCAACAGCAGCUAAUACAUUAGAUGGUGAUGUUUUGUUAACAGCAGCUAAUACAUUAGAUGGUGAUGUAUUGUUAACAGCAGCUAAUACAUUAGAUGGUGAUGUAUUGUCAACAGCAGCUAAUACAGUAGGUGGUGAUGUAUUGUCAACAGCAGCUAAUACAUUAGAUGGUGAUGUAUUGUCAACAGCAGCUAAUACAUUAGAUGGUGAUGUAUUGUCAACAGCAGCUAAUACAUUAGGUGGUGAUGUAUUGUCAACAGCAGCUAAUACAGCUACUUUUUCGAAAGCAGCUACAGUAACAGCAGCUUGUGGAACAGCAAAAGCCACCACAGGAACUAUUAACUCUCGAUUAAGAAAUACUCCUACGACUUCAAUUGAUAUGCCAUCAUUAUUUGGUGAUUUAUCAACAUUUGCUGCUAGGCUACAGUGCUCACAAACGUCUUCACCUACACCGCCAGUGAUGUGUACAUCUACUAUGAUGACAAAGUCAUUGGUAGUUAAUAAAACUACUGCAGUAUCAUCUCUUCAUUUUUCAUCAACAAGGGAUGUUAUUGUAAACACAGUGAAGACAUUUAUAAAUAUUGUUCCAUUAACAAGUGUUGCACCAACUGUUACAACACCACCAACAACUACAGUAACAACAAACUUAUCAUCUGCCCCACAUGUAUCGACUAUACCGGUCUCUACAUCUACCACCACAGCUUCAACAGUAGCCACAGCUACAGCUCCUAUAUUUUCUACAAGUACAUUAUCAGCAGCUCCUAUAUUGACUGAAGCUACACCAACAGCUGCAAAUUCAUCGGCUAAUAAUUCAUCAACAGUUGCUGCCAUAUUAACAACAGCUGCUUCUACAGUCCCCAUAGUAUCUGCUUCAUCUUCAUCUGUGUCACCAAUAAAUACAUUGAAGUUAUCUUCAGUAUCUGCUGCAGCAUCAACAAGUGUUCCAUCAUCAUCUUUUGCAAUAUCAUCAAAUAUAUCACAAGCAGGCAAUGCAGUUGUACCACCAAUAUCAGACUCAGCCAUUCCUUCAGUGCCAGCAUCAUUAACCACCUCCAGAACACCUACACCCUCUCACUCGUCCACAUCUGGAUGUAGUUUACCAUCUUCCAGUAUCAGUAAUAAUAAUCCUCCUGUGUCUGUCUCUUUAUGUCCUUUGCAAUUGCUUGCAUUGUCAUCAGAGUCUUCAUCUGAUUCAUCCAAUGAUUCAGUAGGUGUUGUGCCUGUGACUUACUCAACUGGUGGGGGAGGACCAACUCAUAGUUCUGUCACAUCUCUUAGCCUUGCCAUGCAUGCCAGAAACUCCUCCCCAACAUCUUUCCCUUUACCAUCAAUCUUAUCAUUAGCAGAUCAUGGUACAUUUAACAUUCCUGGGAAUAAUUCUCCCACAGCAAAUUUGCUUACGGAUUCUAUUAACACACUACCAAUGGAUGAACUUGUCGAGAUGCCAAGCUCUGUUUCACAUCCAUCCAGUGUCUCAUAUUUAUCUCCAUUAUCCUUAUUGCCUGAAGUAACUCCAAAUGUAAGUAAUGGUCAUCUUACGAUAGAGUCCUCAAGAUCACAAACUCAGCAAGUUGAACUGGAAACAAAUGAAACUUCUAAAGGAGAGAAGAAUGUUCCAGAAAAUUUAUUGGCAAAAGACCCAAGUCCACCAUUGUUGACAUCAGCACCCCUUACUAUAUCUCAGGAUGAACUAGAAGCUCAGGUUUUACUCAGCAGGGAUGAGGAGCGUAAAGUCAAAGAGAAGCAUAUACUCCAAUCUGGUAAAGUUCUAUCUGCUGGAGCUCCUGUGCCAAAAGGACAAUUGAGACGUGCGGGACCAUACCUACUGGGGCCACGUCUGGGAUCCUCUCCAGUUCGUUCUAUUGUACAGUGUCUUGCACGCAAAGAAAAUACAGACAACUUUUAUACAUUGAAGAUCUUGACUGUAAGAGAAGCAAGUGAUGAGACACAGGAUGACAAACAAGGAAAAAUGCUUUUACAUACUGAGCACUCUCUCCUCUCCUUGUUAUCUGGUCAACGUGGAGUUAUCCAGCACCAUGGACUCUUUCAGGACUAUGCCUCUGGAGCACGGGAACAGACUGGAGGGACAGUUGUGGCUACUGGAGGAUUGGUGCGACGUGUGUGUUUAGUACUAGAUUGCGUUACUCCUCAGGAUUAUUGUCCUCAUACUGCUGACCUUAUCAAUCUCCAACACUACGUUAUUGCCAAGAAGAAAUUAGCUGAGCAAGAUGCUCUCACCAUCUUCUACAACAUUGUCUCUGUUGUUCACAGUUUGCAUGAGCAAAAUAUUGUUCACCGGGACUUGAAACUUGGCAACUUGGUACUACACAGGACCACAAGAGAAAUCACUAUAACCAAUUUUUGUCUGGGACAACAUCUUCCAUCUGAGAAAGACCGUCUGCGUGACCAGCGAGGUUCACCUGCUUAUAUAUCACCUGAAGUAUUAAGUGGCAAGCCCUAUUUAGGCAAACCAUCAGACAUGUGGGCCCUGGGAGUAGUUCUGUUCACAAUGCUGUAUGGCCACUUCCCAUUUUAUGAUGCUUCACCACAGGAACUCUUUCGCAAAAUUAAAGCAGCGCAGUAUAGUCUUCCAAAGGGAGAUAAGUUUGUGAAGGAGUCUACCAAGGAUGUGAUCCGUGGAUUACUGGUAUUAGACCCUCUUCAGCGCUUCACCUGCAAGCAAGUUUUAUCUGGUCUCACUGCCAUUAUCUCAAAUCCUACCACCAAAAACCCACAGUUUUUUCAGGUUGUUCCUGAAAUGGAGGACAUAGAAGAACAGAUUACCAGCACCAAAGGAACCUUAAGUGAAGUGCAGAACAAGAUUGGUUCUUCCUUUAGUUGUGAUAGUUCAGAUAAUUGUUUUAAAAACAACAUAAAUAUCUCUAGCAGAAGCAAGAAACCAAGAAAUAGAGAAGUUGACACUCAAGCAAAGUACAACUUAGAUUAUUUGCUUCUUCAGUUGGCCCGAGAGAUGGAAGAAAGCUCUCAUGUGGGUAAUCACAAGUCAACAAUCGUUAGCAGCAGCAGUGCUACCAGCAGUAGCAGUAACAAUAACAAGAGCAACACAUCAAAUGGCAUCAUCUCUUGUAUUGUUGGUGAUGUUCGACCUCUCACCCAGGUGGAGUUAUCCUCCCUCAGGCACAUUCUGCCACACACUUCAAGAUUAAAUGAGUCAGUAACUCGAAGCUCAGGGCCACCACCAAGUGUUGCUGUUGUUGUCAGUAGAAGUAACAAUGAUAGAUUCAGUUCACUCUUCUCAUCACAGUCGUCUGGCAGCCAUAAUUACCCCAUCAACUUGCUUCGAUCCCCACCAACUGCAAGUCAUCCACAGCCCCCACCUAAUGUGACAAUACCUCCUGCACCAUUACCCCCACAUGUAUUAUCUUCCCAUCUUCCUUCUUCACUACCUCCACGCCUCCCACCAACUUCUCCUAGAAUGCCGUCAUCAUCAUCUCACUCACUGUCAUCAAACUCUGUAAUGCCACCUUAUGGAGUAUUUUCAAAUUCAGUCCAGUCUCAGAAUUCUUUACCAAGAGGACCUCGUCCACCUGCACCACCUACAGGCUCACGAACUCGUUGGACUCCUGGUGUUCAUAAUCGUAUUGUACAUAACAUAAAUAGUUUACAACACUUGUCUGCUUCUACAAAUGGGCAAGAGGAAACUUUGCAAAUCUCUCCUCAAGAUGUAGGAGAAAGUGACCAGUCAGAGGUGCUUAACAAUCCUGUACCUAGUACCUCUUCCUUAUCAUCUGCAUCCUCAUCCUCCUCAUCCUCAUCUUCAUCCUCAUCAUCUCGGCUUCCAAGAGAUCCUUUCCGUUUAUUAGUAAGAGCUGGGAGAGGCCGGGCAGGCACUUCUAUGAAUCGAAGACCAUAUCGGCCUUUAAGACGUUACAAGUAAGCAGUAUUUAUUUUUAUCCUUGACAAACUUGUCAUAAAUUUUCAUAUGAAUUAUAUUUAGUAGUUUAAGUACACCACCGAUUUUCCGGCACCUUUGGUUCCUGAGCCUUGCCGGACCAUCCGUUUUGCCGGAUUAACAGCAAUACACCUCUGACCCACUAGCUAUACACCUCCCGGUAUCUUUAAAGCCCCAUGGCUGCUAGAAACUAAAAUUAAACAAAUAUUAAAUGUAAAUUAAAUUAUUAAAUGAAAUAUUGGCUGUAUAAAUGAUGCAGGUUUAUUAAUUAUUUACAAAGAAUGUUGCAAUUCUGCCGCUCCCAGAGUGGCAAUUUGUAGAGUUUCACAAAUACUGAAGAUCUAAUAACAAAGGCCGGGAAGCUGGGGGCUGUCAGGGUUGCUGUCUGUUUCAUCUUGGACGUGUGGUGUUAAAUACUGUAUGUCCAAAAUAAGCUGAGAAUUACACAAAAUCAAGGAGCUACCACCAGCAACUGCAGAGUAAACAAACAAAGUGAGUGUGGUUAACAUAUAACGCCAUCUAUGGGCAGCCCAGUAAACUAAUCUGGAGGUCGCGGGAAUUUUUUCCUGAUUAAAAGAGGUGCCAGAAAAUCGGUGGUGUACCUGUAUUACAAAAAUUUACCCCCCCCCAAAUUUUGAAGCUUCCAAUUUGUAAGUUGAAUCUAAGGAGCUCAAACUCAUUGUAUGUAGCUCGAAAGAAAAGCAAUGUCUUCCUUCAGCAUUGUGAAGAUGUUUAAUUGAAAAUUUUCCUUUUUGUAACAUUUGUACUUUUCUAUUGUAUCAUUUACCAUAAGUCUUUCCACACUAAGAAGAGGUUUGGAUUCCUGUUUAUGAAAGUGUAUGUGUAAUUGCUAAUUCUGUAGUUAAGUUUCCUCCCACAUUAGUUAAAAUUUUGCCAAAAUAGUUAAAGCUCAUAUUGAAUUACAUCUCUAAAAAUUAUAUUUCUCAAAAUAUCUACCCCAAAAUUAAAGAGCUUUAAGCUUCUGCAUUGUCCAUCUUCUGUCUGUCUGAAAGUCUUCUUGUCUGACAUGUGCCCCAUUCAUAACAUAUUAGCCAGUGUAGGAAUCAGAAUGGAACUUUUUACAUAUGUGUAUCUUUAAGGGUCCGGGUAUUGGACCAGGAUCAAGGAUCAAAUGAUCCUCCUUUCAGGGAGCAUCAUUCACCUUUACCAACCUUUUUCUUUUUGUCUUAAUAUCCUAAUAAUCCAUAAGCAUAUAAUUUUUUUAUUCAUAAUUUUUCAUUUAUUUUAAAGUCACAGGAUUUCUUCAAAAGCAUCAAUACAAGUACUGUACAGUAUUACCUCUCUACCAAAUGAAUUUGCUAUUCAGUACUCCAUAUUGAAUCCUUUACCAAACCCCUUUUCAAAUAUUCAAAUACUGUAUAAUACAGUACUGUAAUUCAAUGCUCUAAUGUGACUUAAAAAUAAAGAAAAUGUACAAUAAUAUAAAACAACCCGCAUGAAUAUUGGUCAUUGUCUGGCCUACGCGGAAUAUGGAACACAUCUCUCAGUUCACUUGUCAGCUGCAGUCCACCCGCGCGUCACCACACAGCCACUCGGUGCACUACAAUACCAAACUUUGUUCCAUGGUGAUUGCACAUGGCCGUGAUCAUGUAACUUAAUGACUAGCGAUCAAUAUCGGUGUUCUUACUUAUCUUUUUUGCAGUGAGAGGACAUCACUAGCAUUAGUGCGUUCAUAUUUUACUCUGUAAACUGGUCCAAAGCUAGUGAACUAACAAUGCUCAUUAAACCACAAACACAUUGACUCCAUAGUUAUGAUACUUUUUUUGGAGACUGCAUUAUUACAAUUUUAUGAAUAUAAGCUUGCAAUGGAUGUACAGUAUCUAAUUCCUAUCUUUGAGACAUGAAAUGACAAGAAUGGUAAAAAAAAAUGUUGCUCAUGAAUGGUCCAUUCAUGCAAGGUAAAGGAAUUUUUGUAUUGUCUAAUUAUUCAGAAAAAUACAAAUAUUCAGGUCUCGGAAAAUACACAUAUUUGUACUCCCAUAUUGUCUGAGUUAGCUUGAAAUCAUUGUACUUUAUGAGUAGCUAUGGUAAAAGUGCUCAGAAAUUGCAGGAGGUAUACAUGUAAUAAAAUUACAUUCUAUGAUAUUGUCAAGAUCAAAGACAAGACCUGGAAGUUUGCUAGUGAACAAGGUGGUGGUGCUUCUUCUGUAAGAAAAAUUCAAAGAAGAGCAGAAUUAGUCCAAAAUUCAUAAAGAAACCUUAUUUAUAACUCGACAGUAAACCUUUAAUGAUGAACUAUUGUUAUGUUGCUAUUUGUGUCAAUGUGACAGAUUAAUAUUGGACUUUAUAUAUUAUUUAGGUCUCUCCACAUUAACUCUGUUUCCCCAGAAAAAUCUCAUGUGGUGGUUCUAUGGGGAGGAGUAUUGACACCUUCCAUCAUUAUUUGCUACUUGAAAGUGGGUCCUAGCCCUGGCACCUCAGUAGGGAUAUCACAGUCUAAUAUAUCCACAGUAGCAGUACUUUGAGAAAAUUGGUAGCUCUUGUAAAAUAAAACAAUUAGCUAAAGCACUUACAACAGAUUUUGUGGUGUCGUCAACCAUGUUGCAAGUGCGUAGGUGUGCCAAGUUUGUAUGAUGUUUCUCCGUCCAACUACAGUAGGGUUUCUUAUUUUUUGAUCUUACAUAGUAGGGAUUAUUUUAUAUAAAAAAUUAUUGUAUAAGAAUAUAAAUACCUUUAUUUAAAGGCACUAACUGUACUAAUUAUUAUAUACACCUCCAAUUUAUUUUAAAAAUAAAUUUUUAGAGUAAAGUAGUGUUUAUUAGUGUAAGAACUGCUGUAGUGUGUGGUGCCCAUGACUUCAUGGAAAGAAACAUUAUAAAUACCUGUACAGUUAAUAAUUUUUUUUUAUUUAGUACUAAUGUUGUUUUAUGUUUUAUUACCCAAUAUUUAUUUAGAAUGUUCAGGUGAUGCUGCAUAAUGGCUGUACAGUAAUGUGGUAUAAUAUACCAUAUAUUAUAUUAUAAAAUAUUAUAUUAUAAGGGUGAAAUUGUAAAAGAUGGUCUAGUUGCUUCCUGAAUUCUAACCCUUAUUUUCACAUUUCUUCAUGGAAUAGCAAUUACAUGACACCUUAACUUAAGGGAUGAAUCUCUGCUAAAAAUUGGGGAUUUGACAUGUUAAGUGCUCUUCCAUUUUCACUUUCAGUAUAUUUUAAUGUAUUUUUGGUGCAAACUGGUAGCUGUAUAUUUUAGCACUUUUUCCAUUUAUAAAUUUUGUAUAUACUGCACAGUACUGUAUUUAGAUAGGGAAUUUCUGUAUAUCAUAACACUGUAUAUGUUCCUAAAAUGGUAUAAAGCAAUACAGAGUACAGUAGAAUCCCAGUUUUCCGGUAUUCGGGUAACUGGAAGAUUCAACUAACCAGCACCAAAAUGCAAUUACUGUAUAGAAAUAAAAAUUGCUCCAAAAUCAACUAGAAUCUUAAGUUUGAAUACCAUGCGCAACAGGGAUGAGCUGUCGUAUUUAUUGCUAUGAUAAACAAUAAAAUUGAUACGUAGCAUAACAUAAAAUACAAUAGCACAUAUUGAAUUUUUAAAAAAUUGUGCCUUCCACACUCAAACCGUCCUCUGGGUGACUCGACACAGCUCAGGCACUCAACCAGCUGACUCACAUAAGUGUGGCUGUGUGUAUGCAGUGAUGUUUCAUCGAGAGGGACCACAGCCACUGCCUCAACACACAUUCAAUACUCACAUACACAUAACCAUGCUCUUAAUAUUUUAUUUUUAUUUUUUAGUUUUAUAUUCUCCUUAUUUCUAAGCCACAUUAGAGUAUUGUAAUGAUUUUUCGACAACUUUUAUAGUUUCAUUACAAGCAGCAAUAAAUGCGGCAGCCCAUCACCUCCAUACACAUUCACUACCCACAUAUACAUACACAUGCUCUUCAUUUGUGUUAUUUUAUGGUUUAAUACAGUGUUUUAUUUUAUUUAUUUCUAAGCCACCUCUUUUAGAUAGAGUGGAAUAAGUGUUAAAGAAGUCUGUUUUUGUGAGACACUAAUUUGUGAGGUUGUUUAUCUGAGACAAAUUUGUGAGGUCAGUCUGUAUUACUGUGCAGUGUAGGAACUAUUGGGGAUCCAAAGAAUGAGUUUCAACUAACUGGAAAAACUCUUUAUGUGGCACAUCUCAAUCCCCAUAGGUGCUGGAUAACUGGGAUUCUACUGUACAGUAUUUGUUCUGUAUCUAAGGGCAGAAUGUUAAUAUAUUUCACAAACAAAAUCUUCUUUCCCUAGAUUAGUCCAGGUUCAUGAAUUUUGACUGUACAGUAUUUCCUUUAGAUCAUUUAAAUAACACAGCUAAAGUAAUUGAGAAUGUUGUCAUUGAUGUUUAACUUUAUUUUCAGUACUAUGUAUGUAUCCAAAUAUUAAAAUCUUAUUUCUGAAUUAUAAAAGUAUUGUAUAAUCAUAGAAGAAUGAUAUACGUAUUGUACUCUUUGUUUAAGAAAUAAGGUUGCUCACGAAACGGCAGCUAUUAGUUUAUAAUAUAUAGGUACAGUAUAUAAUACAGUACAUACUUGUCCUUUUAGCAGGUACAGUACUUAACAUUUUGUUUGUGUAAUAUAAUGUAUUUAAUUUAAUAACAAAUAAAUGUAUUUUUUAUAAAUGUU
Homarus americanus (American lobster) is the source of this 9800-nucleotide messenger RNA. RefSeq names its product mucin-17-like. Gene Ontology annotation, biological process: protein phosphorylation. Gene Ontology annotation, molecular function: protein kinase activity; ATP binding. Bases 159 to 5171 code for a protein of 1670 amino acids. The record is from RefSeq and is a predicted model, not a curated record. The transcript is spliced from 11 exons. Lineage: Eukaryota; Metazoa; Arthropoda; Malacostraca; Decapoda; Nephropidae.